Microthlaspi erraticum is the source of this 4173-nucleotide messenger RNA. NCBI's taxonomy places the organism in Eukaryota, Viridiplantae, Streptophyta, Magnoliopsida, Brassicales, Brassicaceae. The record is from the annotation of a GenBank genome assembly.
AUGUUUAGAAGGAUGGAUGAGGAUAUGCAUUGGCAUUUCAGUAAUGCUGCAGGAGAUGGAACGAUGCGGCACCCAGUGGACUCUCUAUCUUGGUCUCAGAUAAAUAGUCGAUGGCCUGAAUUUGCCUCUGAACAGAGAAAUCUUCGACUAGGUCUGUCUACAGAUGGGAUGAACCUGUUCUCGAUCCAGAACACGAAGUAUAGUACAUGGCCAGUGCUACUGGUGAACUACAACAUGUCACCAACAUUGUGUAUGAAAGCGGAGAACAUAAUGCUGACUAUGCUGAUCCCUGGACCUACUGCACCGAGCAACGACAUUGACGUCUACCUUCAGCCGUUGAUAGAAGAUCUACAGGAUUUAUGGAGUGAAGGUAGUGAGGUUUAUGACGCAUUCUCGAAGGAAACUUUCAGUCUGAGAGCUAUUUUGAUGUGGACUAUUAGUGAUUAUCCUGGUUUAGGGACAUUAGCAGGCUGCAAAGUGAAAGGGAAACAAGCCUGCAAUGUGUGUGGGAAGGACACACCUUUUAGGUGGCUCAAGUUUAGUAGAAAACAUGUCUACUUGUGCAAUAGGAGAAGACUCCCACCUGGGCAUCAUUACCGACGCAGAUGGAGUUGGUUUGAUAACACGGUCGAAGAAGACACUAUGCCUAGAAUUCAAACCAGAGUUGAGAUAUGUGAGCAGUUGAAAGACUUCAGGAAUGAUUUUGGUAAAGCUUUAGAUAAGAAAGGGAAGCGAAAGAGGUCUGGUUUGUGUGAGGAUGAUGAGCUUUCUGAAGACGAACAUGAUGAACAUAGUGAUACAUGGCGUUGGAAGAACCGAUCUAUUUUCUAUGAUCUCCCGUAUUGGAAGAAUAUGCCUGUGAGACACAACAUUGAUGUCAUGCACGUAGAGAAGAAUGUGUCUGAUGCCAUAUUGUCUAUCCUCAUGCAAAGUUCUAAAUCAAAGGAUGACUUGAAGUCACGUCGUGAUUUGGAGGAUAUGGGGAUCCGGAAAAACUUACACGCACAGCGUGUGAUUGACCCAGAGAAGCUUGUAGCAUUGGAGACUGAGCUUAUUGAAACCUUGUGUCAGUUGGAAAGGUUCUUCCCUUCGUCUCUGUUUGAUAUAAUGUUUCACCUUCCAAUUCAUUUGUCAAGAGAGACACGUUUGGGUGGACCAGUUCACUUUAGGUGGAUCUAUCCUUUCGAGAGGUACAUGAAGACACUCAAGGCAUUUGUUAAGAAUUUUGCAAGGCCAGAAGUUUGUAUGGCAGAAGGUUAUAUGGCAGGUGAAUGCCUUGCAUUCUGUCUGGAAUUUCUAAAGACAUCUGCACCAGACUGGGAAAAUACUAACUGUAAUGAAGACCGUGAACCAGAUGAAAUAGUCCUUGAAGGUCGUCCAAUUCACAAGGCUAAAACAGUUAUACUUACGGAGACAGAGCGUGAGAUAGCGCAUCGAUAUGUUCUGAUGAACACAGCAAUGUUUUCACCUUAUAUUGAAUUUACACAUUGGAUUAAAGAAAAGAUCCCAAGUAACUCACAUCACUCUAAGAAGCUAAGGUGGUUAGCUUUUGGACCAAGACAAGCAGCUCAGAACUAUAGAGGAUACAUAGUUAAUGGACAUCGAUUUCACACUGACGAUCUGAAGAGGAAGACUCAGAACAGUGGUGUCUCUUAUGAGGCUUUCACGAUGUGCCGUUCUAGUGCUAGAGACACUAAUCACAUGGCAGACAUUGUUACGUACUACGGUGUCAUCCAAGAAAUAGUUAUGCUCGACUAUCACAUGUUUGAGGUUCCACUAUUCAAGUGUAAGUGGGCCAACAGAGGGUAUGGUGUGAAAGAAGAGGAUGGCUUUACACUUGUCAACCUAGAUAUCAAUCAGUCUGCAUUUCACCAUGAUCCAUAUAUAAUGCCCUCUCAUGCGAAACAAGUUUUCUAUUCCAGAGAAGAUGACUCAUCAUCUUGGUAUGUAGUCAUGAAGGCGCCACCUAGGGAAUAUCAUGAGUUGGAGACAGAAGAAGCAUUUGUUGCACCACCAUCAGCCGUCCAGCAAUGUGAAGAGUUAGAGAAUGAAGCUUCAGAUGAUGAGAGUUCAUGCGGUCGGGAAGAUUGUGAAGGGAUCUACACAAAGCCAAGACGCAGCAAGCAUCAGCAAGGCAUUGACGUAACUCCAUUUCAGGUGAAGACAUGUAGCAGAGGAUCGAACCAACUGGUUUACACUCUCGCACAAGGAGGCUUCUGCCAACUGCUUAAUGAACAAGUCAGCCGGAAAAGGACGCUUCAAGAAAGCGAAGCAUCUUUCGAUAUAGACGACGAAGAGCCUGAGGAUAGACACGAUGGAGAUCCAGAUAAUGUGUCUGAGAACGAGAAUUAUGGCUCAUAUACGGAAGAAUGUGAAGAGGAAGAUGAAGACAUUAAUAGUGAAGAACCUUCAGAUGCCGAUGAAGAUAAUGAAGAAGCUAAUUAUUGUCAAGGAGAAGGACCUCAAGAAGAAAUUCAAGAAGAUGAAGAAGUUAGAGAAGAAGCAGAAUCUCAGAAAGUUGCAAGUGAGGGUGAUAACGUCUGUGCUUCAAUUGAAGCAUGUUUAGCAGACCAGGUAAAGACCAAGAAGAAGAGAACUAGAGGACCGACGAGGAUGAACAAAGUGGCUAAAAGCGCUGAGGAGAAAGUGGAAAUUCAGUUUAACACUUUAGGUGAACCUGUUGGCAAAGGAUCAGUUACACUUUCUUCUUUCCUUGGGCCUCUUGUGAGAGAAUACGUUCCUGUUACUGUAGACGAUUGGAGGCAUGUUGAUGACCAGACCAAAGAGAUUAUGUGGGAAGAGGUUCAGGCGAGGUUCAAUUUCCCAGAAGGGUGGCAGAAGGCAUUUGUCUUCCAGCAAAUGGUUGCAUUUUCAGAGGAACGAAGUGAGAAGUUUAGAGUUUUGCGGCAGCGUCAGAUACCACACACCACUAGUCGAAAAGGAAUGGUUAGCCUUGGCGAUGAAAUGAAGAAAAAGGCUUCCGACCCCAGUAAGAUUACUAGAAGCAAGAUCUGGAUAGCUGGACAUACUCAUGCAGAUGGGAGAGCCGUGAGACCAGAGUUUAAAGAAACAAUUGAACAAAUUAAAUCACUUGAUAGUGAGAUUGGCUCAAACUCUAGCGUUAGUGUUAAGGAAGAUGUUGUGAGUAAGGUUCUAGGUGCAAACAAGAGUGGAAGAGUCAGGGGAAUGGGUAGAGGGAUAACCGCAACGAAGAUAGCCUUCAUACAGGCUAGAGAUGCACAUGUGCAGAAGCUUGAAUCUAAGCAAGACGUACUGGUUAGCGAAAUUGAAGAUUUCAAGGACUUGGUUCGUGACUUAGCAAACGGGAAAAGGAAAAAUCUGGAUGAUCUUUCACCAUCUGAUGAAACUGGUCCAAGCAACGGAGGUCCUAGAUGUCAGAUACUUGAUUGGUAUUCUGAGGAUGAUGUUGUUGUGGGUGAAGGAGAGUUAUGCUCUGUGGAACCAACUUACAAGAUUGGCUGUAUUCCAAUUGGACCUAAUGCAGCAGCUGUAUUAGUUAAGUUCGCGGGAGAUAAAGAAGCAUUUGUAUGGAGGCCUACAACAUCUAUCACCUCACUUGGCCAAGCUGUGGGAAGCAAGAUUGCAUGGCCAUUCGAUAAGCUCAUUGUCGAUAAUACGAUCUCCGAAACCGUCAACAAGACUGCUGGUUCCUCUGACCCAAAGCAAAUGGUCAAUAAUAUUGCUUUAGGUCCGAACACAGCCAUAGUUAAUAUUGACAAUGUGAUUAACAAAGAGGCUUACAUGUGGAAACCAAGUGAAGAUAUGAAUGUCAUGGGUGAUGCACUCUUCUCCAAUAUAGCGUGGCCAAGAUCUAAGGCUAAGCACUGUAAUGUAGAUCAAAUGGUGGAUGAAGUUUAUAGAACAGCUUCUAGCCUGAAAUCUCAGUGUAAAGGAGGAGCUUUGCCAACGGUCGCUAAAGGGCCAGAAACAUCUAAAGAUUCAUCCACUAAGAGUGUCACUAACAGCUCCAGAACCAGCGGCUAUUCUAUGAAUAAAUGCUUCAUCUUAGACUGCUUUGGAUCAGGAAAAAAGGUCGCAGAAGGCAGAGUUUUAUCAAACAAUCCUAAAGACAAAGUCCAUUUCGUUCCUUUGGGACCAAACGCCAGCAAGGUAUGGAUUGAGGUAUGUCUCGUUGAUGAAGCACGCGUAUGA